This is a messenger RNA of Alternaria rosae, 1311 nucleotides long. RefSeq lists its product as uncharacterized. The coding region runs from base 367 to 1140 and encodes 257 amino acids. The record is from RefSeq and is a predicted model, not a curated record. NCBI's taxonomy places the organism in Eukaryota, Fungi, Ascomycota, Dothideomycetes, Pleosporales, Pleosporaceae. The transcript has 3 exons.
GGCGAUGCAGUUUCGGCGCCGUUAGAGCGCCCGCAAUGACAGCAGCCAGCAACUGUCUAGCAGCAGCGGUGCGGCUUCAAUAGUCAUUUCUUCGUGGUGUGAUAUCAGGCUGGGCAACGUCAAAAUAGAUAGAUAGGGGGAGCGCUGUUCUUCAGCUUUCGCUUGCAGCAUUUCGCGACCUUGUUAUCAACCGCUUAGCGGCGUUGUCUCGCCUCUACGUGCCUACCUAUUCAGGAACAGCGUGUUUCAUCACAGAUUAAGGUGUUCUGCAACCGAUCCUGUGCGGCAUGGUAGUUGGCAUUACACAGCUCGCAAGUUUUCAGCUUCUAACCCCCUUUAUCCCAUACGAUUUCAUGAACAUACUGUAUGCUCUGGCUAGUGGCAAAUUGUUUUGCAAAUUGUUUCUCUGUGUACCAAAUCGACCUCAAGACAUCGCCACUAGCAAUACUAAUGCAUAGUCAAAGACACCACACGCCAGGGACCAACCUGAUUGAAGACGCCGUUGAAACCGUCUUAAGCGAUAGUAGCGAACAACCACAAAUUUCGAAGAGUCAGCACUUCCUCCGAUACUGGAAGUUGCAAUUUCUUGCCCCAAUCAAGUCAUGGAGAUUCCCCGCGGAAUGUCGCAAGACUGCGAUGUACCAGAGUCGCUGGUUAGCCACUGGUCAUGCCUUACUACAUUUGAUUCCCUUAAGCAGCGCAGUCGCGGUUUUAAUACUCAACUGGAGUGAACAUUUCGUGGGACCUUCUUUCACGUUCUCUACUACGCUACAGUUUGUCGCCAAAUUACAAGAGCUUCUGAUGCAGGCCUCCCUUGCUGAGAUCGUCUUAAGCAUUGUUCGUUCACAGAUGAUGGAAGGAUAUCUGCCCUUAGGUUGCUCUGUCAGUAUCUACACAGGCGAUGCACCUAUCUUACCUCUGGUCGCUCGAUUUACUGGCUGCAGUGACAUCCCAGUCUUUCCGCGGGCGGCGGAAAGCGCUAUUCGUUUGUCUAGUUCCUCUAUUAGUCCUUUUGACAGCCCUCGUUGGGCCGUCGAGCGCUGUUUUGUAUUAUUCCAAGGGCAGGAAUGUCAAGCAGACCAAGUGUUAUACAUUGGCGAUCCAAGAGCGACGAAGACACCAUGUUCCCUUCUCGACUAGACAAGACGCAGAACUUGACAUUCAACUUAGAUCGGUUUUCCACAACUUACUCAUUCGAGGAAACAGUUCAGACAGAGUUCACCAACACUCAAGUCUAUUACAAUGGAAACGACACGAUGGUACAAUUGACCUCACGAGCUUUGCACUAUAUCAUGACCGAGAACGAGGGUG